This is a messenger RNA of Gryllus bimaculatus (two-spotted cricket), 1569 nucleotides long. The record is from the annotation of a GenBank genome assembly. NCBI's taxonomy places the organism in Eukaryota, Metazoa, Arthropoda, Insecta, Orthoptera, Gryllidae.
AUGGCACCGCACAGCUUCUGGCCGGGCGGCCGCGACGGUGGCAGCGUUUACCACACUAGAUCGCUUACCACGCUACAUCGAAAUCAGAAGAACACAACCACCGGCACUGCGUGCCCGAGGUCGGCGAAGUGGGUCAGAGGUCGAACGGCCACGACUCGCCCACCCCCUCCCCGCUGCCCCACGUGGCCACGGGGUCCUCAAGGGCACGCCGUCGCCUUUCCCCUCCUCCUUCUCCUCCUCCCGGGCGCCACGCGACCGAGCAAGGGCGCCGUUAAACGCACCGCCUUACCACAGGAAUACGUUAUUCGGAUUUAUGGUUCUGGCUUUGUAUCUGACCUCAAUCUCGAACGCGUCUGGCCAGCUCCGCAGCGUUCUCGCUUUGCGGGGAGGCUGCGUGGAUUUAUUCGAGGGAGUAUUUACUCUAUCCUGGUUAAUCGAAAUUAUAAAAUUGCUUCAGGUCGAGCCAAAUUUAUCUUAGAAUUAUCAUUCAAUCAUCGUACGAAUAGUUUAGACCAGGCUUCCCCAACUCAGGUGCCCGUGGGUGGUCACGCGGGUGCCCCCUAUUUAUGUGAUUUGUUUCAGACGACAAGGACGGUGGAAGAGGGCCUACAAAUGUCUCAAUAUCUUUAUUCAUCAAUCGUGUUUCUGCGGUCGACGAAAGCAAAGAGCUGCUUGGAGAUCUCGCUGGACGUGUUCCUGUACGUCUACUGGAUGGACACGCGCAUCAGCCUCAAGCAGCACCUGGACGAGCACGUGGAGAUCACGUGGGAGCACCGCCACGCGCUCUGGGUGCCCGACCUCUACAUCCGGCAGCUGCGCGAGAUGAAGGUGCUGUCGCUGUUCGAGGACAUGACGUCGCUGCGCCUCUACCGCAACUCCACGCUGCGCAUCAGCUUCGGCGCCACCAUUAUCAUCAAAUGCGAUAUGGACUUCGUGCUGUAUCCUUUGGACGUUCAGCAGUGCGUCGUCGACUUCAGUAGCUACAAAUAUACGAUGACGGAGGUGGUGUUCCACUGGCGCAACGGCGAGAAGCCGCUGUCCUUCCCGUCCGACUUCGGCGGCGACGGCUACCGCCUGCCCAACAGCUUCAUUGAACUGGGCCGUGAGCCUGAAGCUUCUGUCUAUCCGACGAUCGAGCGUCGAGGGCCUUUGGCUGAUUGGUGCGCAGGCAACCACUCGACGGCGCGCAUGCUCAUCACGAUGAGCCGCGAGCUGCGCAGCUACCUGCUCGAGUCCUACCUGCCCUCGUCGCUCUUCGUCAUCAUGUCGUGGGGCAGCUUCAUCGUCAUCCCGGACAUGGUGCCCGGCCGCAUGGUGCUGCUCGUCACCACGCUGCUCUCGCUCGUCACCAUGUUCGACACCGUCAGGAACAACUCGCCGAGCGCGCUGGAGCUCAAGUGCAUCGAGGUGUGGCUCAUCUCGUGCACGCUCUUCGUCUUCUUCGCGCUGCUCGAGUACUUCGUCGUGCUGUUCGGCAUCCGCUACGACAAGUACUGGCGGCACAAGAAGCGCGACCUCGAGCUGCUGGCGGCGGGGCUGCCCCCGGGCGGCGGCGGCGGUGGACGGCGA